Messenger RNA from Symbiodinium sp. CCMP2456, 1509 nucleotides. The record is from the annotation of a GenBank genome assembly. Lineage: Eukaryota; Dinophyceae; Suessiales; Symbiodiniaceae.
GUGACUGGGAAAGGCAAGAAGGGAAAAGGAAAGACGAAGCAAGCAGCAGAAGAAACCUCAGAAAAGGGACAAGGAAAGGGCAAGUCACAGACGAAAGGCUCAGCAGGAGAAGCCCCGCCCAAAGGAAAAGGAAAGACCAAGUCGCCUGAGAAAGGAGCAGCCGAGGCCACGAAGGGAACAGAAAAAGGUGCUGGAAAGACAGGGGCCACAGGAGAAACCCAGCCGAAAGGAAAAGGAAAAGCAAAGUCGCCAACGAAAGGUUCCGGAAAGCAGGAGGCCACAGCAGAAGAGGCAAAGGAGGAAAAAGGAAAGGGCGAGUCGCAGCCCAAAGGAAAAGGAAAAGCAAAGUCGCCAACGAAAGGUUCCGGAAAGCAGGAGGCCACAGGAGAGGACGGAAAAGGAAAGGGCGAGUCGCAGCCGAAAGGAAAAGGAAAAGCAAAGUCGCCGACCAAAGGUUCCGGAAAGCAGGAGGCCACGGGAGAACAGGCAAAGGAGGAAAAAGGAGUAGCCGAAGCCAAGGCCACAGUAGAAGCCGCUGAGGAAGGGAAAGGAAAUGACGAGUCGCAGACGGCAGUUUCAGGACUGAUGACUGAUGCAGGAAAGGCCCCCUUGGCAGCAGAUGUCGCUUGCUCUGCUACUAGUGAUAUGAAGGUGCAGAAGCUGACUCCGGAACAGAUCGAGCAGAUUCUCAACAUGACUGCUCGAUCUGUGCCAGGACUGAAGCCCGGUCUGUUAGAGAAGUGGAAAGCGACCAAGGAUCCGAAAGAUAAGUUCAGCUUCCUGAAAGCUUUCAUUGUGCACAAAGACAUGAACGAUGUCGAAGUUGAAACCUACUACAUCGAGACAACCAGCUGCACUGAAAAUUGGCUUUCGCUUCCACUUUCUGAGCUUCGCAAGCUUUACACUGGAGAAGUUGGGAAGAAAUUCCUGGAAGAACAAGUGGUAGCAAAGCAGCGAGGAGUCCCGCACCCGCAGGAUACGAAGAAUCCCGAGAUGCGAAUUUACACUGUCUUUCAAAACUUCAAAGAAGUUUGCCCUUUGGCUUCAAGUGCCAACAAGAAGGAGAUCGGCAGCAAGACAUCUGCAGUCGCCAAAGUGCCGGGCAACAAGGCUGCUCGGGCAGCCUUUGCUGAGGCUCUGGACGAGAAGGAAAUCACGCCAGAAGAACAGGCACGAAGGGACUUCCAAAAAGAUCUACAGCAGAAAUUCGGUUGCACUUGGUUGCGAACCCUUGGCGAGAAAGCAACGACGGCGGCUACCAACUUGAAGAGCACGGGGAUGAAACGGCAAGAGGAGGAUAUCAAGCAUAUGGGCGAGGUCAACGAGUUCUGCUGGAGGACCCUGAAAGAGUGCAACGGCAUGCUGUUCUCCGCCAAGCCGAUCUCUCACGCCAAAGAGUACCUUGAGAGUAAGUCCCAGAUGCUGCAGGUGCAAGCACCCGGGUAUCAACAAGGAUUUAGGAAAGGUUCUGUCAUAGCGGCUUAUUGUGGGAUUCCAGAAGUGUUAUAA